AUGCAUCCAAAAAGCCGAAUCAUCUCUCCCAAGUCAAAUGGAUGGCUGGCACCUCGUAGAAAAACCACAAAACUCUCAGUUCACCCAAGAAAGAAUAUGCUUCUCGAAUCCGGUAAUUGGGGUGAAUGUUCAAGAGGAAACGGAUCUAUGGUAACUUACGAAAGGGCGAGUUGCGAGCAAGAUUGUAUAGUCGAGCAGCUCACGAGACGAUGCGGAUGUGCCCCGUUUUUUGACGAGAAAUCGUACAUAAGAUCAUGUGGUCUUGUGGAGCUCUACAGAUGUAGUCGUCAAGAAAGGUCAUGGAAGAAAUGUGAGUGCCCCAUCGAGUGUGACAGAAUGGAUUAUUCCAGAACAAAAAUCACCUACCUCAACAAAAAGCAAACGUUUAGUAACUACUCGACGAUUGAUAUUUCUAUACGAUCCCGUCGCAUACAAACAGAUGAACAGAUGAAAAGAAUCAAAGCGGUUGAUCUUCUUAGCUACGUCGCUGGCAGCAUGGGUUUGUUCCUUGGCAUGAGCUGCGUGACUCUUCUUGAGGUUUUCAUAUACUUGUUCAAAAGCGUCUGGGGAGUAUUCAAUGAUCAGAGACAUAAGUCUUACUAUCUUGAGAACUUCCUUGGUGAUGAUGGCGAUGAAGAGAAUGAUGUUCCCGAUGAAGAGAUAGUCAUUAAAACCAGGAGCGACAUGGCUGGAGUACACCAACCUGUUGCUUUUGAUGCCGUUGACCAUGAGUCUCCUGCUCCUUCUCAUCACGAUCACUUCCGUUCUCGUGUGAAGAUACAAAUCGUCCACCAUCCAUUUGAACGCCGAAGAUCUUCGUUUGCCAUACACUAG
Cooperia oncophora is the source of this 834-nucleotide messenger RNA. The record is from the annotation of a GenBank genome assembly. Lineage: Eukaryota; Metazoa; Nematoda; Chromadorea; Rhabditida; Trichostrongylidae.